Gossypium raimondii (Peruvian cotton) is the source of this 1495-nucleotide messenger RNA. RefSeq names its product exosome complex component RRP45B. The record is from RefSeq and is a predicted model, not a curated record. Gene Ontology annotation, cellular component: cytoplasmic exosome (RNase complex); nuclear exosome (RNase complex). The transcript is spliced from 8 exons. The coding region runs from base 208 to 1125 and encodes 305 amino acids. Gene Ontology annotation, biological process: nuclear polyadenylation-dependent mRNA catabolic process; nuclear polyadenylation-dependent rRNA catabolic process; TRAMP-dependent tRNA surveillance pathway. Lineage: Eukaryota; Viridiplantae; Streptophyta; Magnoliopsida; Malvales; Malvaceae.
AAGAAAAAAAAGAAAAAAGUAGGGAAGGGAAGGGAAGGAAAGGAAAUCAAAACAAAAACCCUAGGGUUCUAGCCAUUUGCUUCUUCUUCUUUUUCACUGUAGGCUUUCUGUUCUAAAUGCUAUUGCUUUUAUAUCCAAAAUUCAACCUUUCAAUAAUAGUAACUUAAAAGAAAACAAGAUUUGGUAAAAGCUAGAAACUGAAAGGCAAUGGAGGGUAGAUUGGCGAAUUCUUGGCGAUUGACAGUGAACGACAAGAAUUUCAUCAAAACUGCGUUGCUUUCUGAAAUUCGAAUCGAUGGUCGAAAGCCCUUUGAAUACCGUAAGAUUUCAAUCAAGUUUGGCAGGCAAGAUGGGUCAUCAGAGGUGCAGCUAGGCCAGACUCGUGUUAUGGGAAUGGUUACUGCUCAAUUGGUUCAGCCUUAUAGAGACCGGCCUAAGGAAGGGAUUCUUUCAAUCUUCACAGAAUUUUCUCCAAUGGCUGAUCCUUCAUUCGAGCCAGGCCGUCCAGGAGAAUUGGCUGUGGAGUUGGGACGUAUUGUUGAUCGUGGUCUAAGGGAAAGCAGGGCUGUGGAUACUGAAUCACUAUGUAUUCUAGCUGGCAAGUUUGUAUGGGCUAUUCGGAUUGAUCUCCACAUUCUGGAUAAUGGAGGAAACCUUGUUGAUGCUGCUAAUAUUGCUGCUUUGGCUGCUCUACUGACAUUCCGGAGGCCUGAGUGCUCAUUAGGAGGAGAAGAUGGUCAGGAAGUAAUAGUACAUCCACCUGAGAUAAGGGAGCCUCUUCCUUUGACGGUGCAUCAUCUUCCAAUUGCAAUAUCCUUUGGAUUUUUCAGUAAUGAGAGCAUCCUAGUAAUAGAUCCGACUCACAACGAGGAAGCUGUUAUGGGUGGAAGAAUGACUACAACAGUUAAUGCAAAUGGUGAUAUUUGUGCAAUUCAAAAAAGCGGUGGAGAAGGUGUCCCUCGAAGAGUUAUCAUGCAAUGCUUGCAACUUGCUACGUCAAAGGCUGCCAGUAUAACAAAGCAAAUAAAAGAUGCAGUUGAGGUCUUCAACACGGAAAGAGCAUUACGAAAGAUCAAGCGCCACCCUACAUCUACCGGCGAUGAUGUUAGAGAGAAACAAAACUAGUAAGUUGGUCACCAGCUUAGUAAGUACUGUGGAGAAUCAAGGGAAAGCAUGUAGAUGCAGUCAUUGCAGAUCCUACUUUUUUUUCUCGUGUAAUUUCACUACUUGGAUCUUCAUAAUUUUCUGUAUUUUGUUGUUCAGUGCAGAAUCUCAGUUUCUGCAAAUUCAGCACCAUAAGUUAAUUAUGUUUUUUUUUUUUUUCCAAAUUUAGUAUUAUUCUAGGAAAUUAGGUUUUAUCAUUUUGGGUCCAAGUUGAUUUGCUUAUAUGGACCCUGGUUAUAGCUGGUUUAGAAGUUUUUAGCCAUCUUUGUAAUAUUUAUGUUAUCUUUCAUAUUUAGAAUGUUUUGUUCAAUGAAAUUUAAGAGUUUCCCCA